GACCAGAUGUGGCUGCCAGUGGUGAGGACCUGGCACCUCAAUGAGCGACACUAUGGGGGUCUGACUGGUCUCAAUAAAGCAGAAACUGCUGCUAAGCAUGGUGAGGCACAGGUAAAGAUCUGGAGGCGAUCUUAUGAUGUCCCACCACCGCCAAUGGAGCCUGACCAUCCCUUCUACAGCAACAUCAGUAAGGAUCGCAGGUAUGCAGACCUUACUGAGGACCAGCUGCCGUCCUGUGAGAGCCUGAAGGACACUAUUGCCAGAGCAUUGCCCUUCUGGAAUGAAGAGAUUGUCCCUCAGAUCAAAGAGGGGAAGAGAGUCCUGAUUGCGGCCCAUGGCAACAGCCUUCGGGGGAUCGUCAAGUAUCUGGAGGGUCUCUCAGAAGAGGCCAUCAUGGAGCUGAACCUGCCAACUGGCAUUCCCAUUGUCUAUGAAUUGGACAAGAACUUGAAGCCCGUUAAACCCAUGCAGUUCCUGGGAGAUGAAGAGACUGCAUACUAUUCUUAUCCUGCUUCGUAUACAGUACAUUCCUGUACCAAAGAUGCCAGAGAGUAG
This is a messenger RNA of Chionomys nivalis (European snow vole), 555 nucleotides long. RefSeq names its product phosphoglycerate mutase 1-like. Gene Ontology annotation, molecular function: intramolecular phosphotransferase activity. NCBI's taxonomy places the organism in Eukaryota, Metazoa, Chordata, Mammalia, Rodentia, Cricetidae. The transcript has 2 exons. Bases 7 to 555 code for a protein of 182 amino acids. The record is from RefSeq and is a predicted model, not a curated record. Gene Ontology annotation, biological process: glycolytic process.